Molecule: messenger RNA, 2279 nt
Organism: Mandrillus leucophaeus (drill)
Lineage: Eukaryota; Metazoa; Chordata; Mammalia; Primates; Cercopithecidae
Gene: CPT1B
Product: carnitine palmitoyltransferase 1B (muscle)
Exons: 16
Coding region: 21-2054 (677 amino acids)
Biological process (GO): carnitine metabolic process; fatty acid metabolic process
Cellular component (GO): mitochondrion
Molecular function (GO): carnitine O-palmitoyltransferase activity
Source: RefSeq, a predicted model, not a curated record
GGUGCCGACCAACCCCCAGGAUGGCGGAAGCGCACCAGGCCGUGGCCUUCCAGUUCACGGUGACCCCAGAGGGGGUCGACUUCCGGCUCAGUCGGGAGGCCCUGAAACACGUCUACCUGUCUGGGAUCAACUCCUGGAAGAAACGCCUGAUCCGCAUCAAGAAUGGCAUCCUCAGGGGCGUGUACCCUGGCAGCCCCACUAGCUGGCUGGUCGUCGUCAUGGCAACAGUGGGUUCCUCCUUCUGCAACGUGGAUGUCUCCUUGGGGCUGGUCGGUUGCAUCCAGAGAUGCCUCCCUCAGGGGUGUGGCCCCUACCAGACCCCGCAGACCCGGGCACUUCUCAGCAUGGCCAUCUUCUCCACGGGCGUCUGGGUGACGGGCAUCUUCUUCUUCCGCCAAACCCUGAAGCUGCUUCUCUCCUACCAUGGGUGGAUGUUUGAGAUGCAUGGCAAGACCAGCAACUUGACCAGGAUCUGGGCUAUGUGUGUCCGCCUUCUAUCCAGCCGGCACCCCAUGCUCUACAGCUUCCAGACAUCUCUGCCCAAGCUUCCUGUGCCCAGGGUGUCAGCCACAAUUAAGCGGUACCUAGAGUCUGUGCGCCCCUUGUUGGAUGAUGAGGAAUAUUACCGCAUGGAGAUGCUGGCCAAAGAAUUCCAGAACAAGACUGCCCCCAGGCUGCAGAAAUACCUGGUGCUCAAGUCAUGGUGGGCGAGUAACUAUGUGAGUGACUGGUGGGAAGAGUACAUCUACCUUCGAGGCAGGAGCCCUCUCAUGGUGAACAGCAACUACUAUGUCAUGGUCCAGCCUGGCACCCCACCCCCAUCUCCAGGUCCAGCCAGGCCCUCGGAGGCACCCUCAUCCCAAGUCCAUGUGGCCACUGCUUACCCUGCCCCGUGCUGCAGGGUGGAGUGGGCGCAGGCACGCCAGGCCUUCUUUAGCUCUGGAAAGAACAAGGCUGCCUUGGAGGCCAUCGAGCGUGCCGCUUUCUUCGUGGCCCUGGAUGAGGAGUCCUACCGCUAUGACCCCGAAGAUGAGGCCAGCCUCAGCCUCUAUGGCAAGGCCCUGCUACAUGGCAACUGCUACAACAGGUGGUUUGACAAAUCCUUCACUCUUAUUUCCUUCAAGAAUGGCCAGCUAGGUCUCAAUGCAGAGCAUGCGUGGGCAGAUGCUCCCAUCAUUGGGCACCUCUGGGAGUUUGUCCUGGGCACAGACAGCUUCCACCUGGGCUACACGGAGACUGGGCACUGCCUGGGCAAACCGAACCCUGCGCUCCCACCUCCUACGCGGCUGCAGUGGGACAUUCCAAAACAGUGCCAGGCGGUCAUCGAGAGUUCCUACCAGGUGGCCAAGGCGCUGGCAGACGAUGUGGAGCUGUACUGCUUCCAGUUCCUGCCCUUUGGCAAAGGCCUCAUCAAGAAGUGCCGGACCAGCCCCGAUGCCUUUGUGCAGAUCGCACUGCAGCUGGCGCACUUCCGGGACAGGGGUAAGUUCUGCCUGACCUAUGAGGCCUCAAUGACCAGAAUGUUCCGGGAGGGACGGACUGAGACUGUGCGUUCCUGUACCAGCGAGUCCACAGCCUUUGUGCAGGCUAUGGUGGAGAAGUCCCACGUGAAAGCAGACCUGCGAGAUCUCUUCCAGAAAGCUGCUAAGAAGCACCAGAAUAUGUACCGCCUGGCCAUGACCGGGGCAGGGAUCGACAGGCACCUCUUCUGCCUUUACUUGGUCUCCAAGUACCUGGGAGUCAGCUCUCCUUUCCUCGCUGAGGUGCUCUCGGAACCCUGGCGUCUCUCCACCAGCCAGAUCCCCCAAUCCCAGAUCCGCAUGUUUGACCCAGAGCAGCACCCCAAUCACCUGGGUGCUGGAGGUGGCUUUGGCCCUGUAGCAGAUGAUGGCUAUGGAGUUUCCUACAUGAUCGCGGGCGAGAACACGAUCUUCUUCCACAUCUCCAGCAAGUUCUCAAGCUCAGAGACGAAUGCCCAGCGCUUUGGAAACCACAUCCGCCAAGCCCUGCUGGACCUCGCUGAUCUUUUCCAAGUGCCCAAGACCGACAGCUGAAGCCCUUAGGUACCUGUGUUUUGUUUGGGAACUAGGAGGCCCUCCCCCUUCCCCAGCUCAGACCACAGAGGUGGCAAGAGAAGGGCUGAAGCUGGAAGACUGUUCAUGAGGGACUUGUGUGACCUGCUUUGAAAUGUGUGACUCUGCUAAGUGGCGUAGGCUCUGAGAUAGCUGUGUCCAUGCCCACGUGUUUGCUUGGAAUAAAUUCUUGCUUCAGAACCUUCA